AUGAACAGAAAAAUUCAUAUUCGUUUACACAUUGGAGGAUAUUGGGCAGCAGAUGGAACAUACAAUGGUGGUGAAACAAAAUGUUGUAGGAUUGAUUUUGAAGAACCAACUUUCAGAAUGCUUGAAAGUAUGAUCGCUAGUGGCGGUUUUCCAGAGAACAUGAAUAAAUUCUCUUAUUUCCCGUCUGGACUAGUGGAUCAGAGUAGGAAAGAUGUAUGUUGUGAUACAGAUGUGGUGGAGAUGGUGAACGCCACAAGUGUACUGGAAAGCAUAAAUCUUUUUGUUGUAGGAGCCGAUGAUCCUUAUCUCGAUGAUGUUCUCAUUGGAGGAGACGAAGAGGAGGAAGAACCGAAGAGUGAUGAUGAAUGGACGGACUUUUACAGAGAUGAUUAUGUUGAGAGUGAAGACUCAGAUGAUGAUGAGGGAAAAGUUGAGUUUCGAGUUGGCCAAGAAUUUAUUUCACAAGCCAAGUGUAGAGAGGCUAUAGAGAAGUAUGCAGUGAAAGAGAGGGUUAAUAUCCGUUUUCAGAGAUCAGAGAGGAAGAAAGUAGCAGCAGGGUGUGUAGCGGAUGGAUGCUCAUGGAGGCUAUAUGCAUCGAUCAAUAGUAGGUCACCUAAUAUGGUUGUUAGAUCGUACAAAAGUACUCAUUCUUGCUACCCUACAGGAAACGUUGCUCUCUACACUGCUCCAAAGAUAGCUGCUGAUUUUCUAAAUGAGUUUAGGACAAACCCGAACCUCAAAGCUGACCAAAUAAUGCAGCGGUUGGCUCUUAAAGGUCUUCGUGUUCCUAAGACAAAAUGUCAGAGUGCAAGGCAAAUGAUGUUGCACAUUAUCAGUGAUGAGUAUGCUGAGCAGUUUACAAGGAUGUAUGACUAUGUUGAAGAACUCAAGAAGACAAAUCCUGGUUCAACGGUCAUAUUAGGUACAAAAGAGAGAGUUUUUGAGAAGUUUUAUACUUGUUUCGAGUCUCAAAAAACUGGUUGGAAGAGUGCUUGUCGGCGUAUCAUUCACUUGGAUGGAACAUUUUUAAAAGGCCGAAUGAAAGGGCAAUUACUGACUGCAGUAGGAAGGGAUCCGAAUAACCAAAUGUUCAUCAUUGCUUGGGCUCUUGUUCCUGUGGAAAACAAGGUGUAUUGGGAGUGGUUCAUGGAGCUACUGCGAGAAGACUUAGGUUUAGAUCUUGGAAAUGGUUUAGCAUUAUCUUCGGACCAGCAAAAAGGUUUGAUACAUGCCAUCAAAAACGUGGUUCCUUAUGCGGAGCAUAGAAUGUGUGCGAGGCAUAUCUUUGCCAACUUGAAGAAAAGGCACGGCUCAGUUGAUCCUCUGCAUAAGCUAUUUUGGAAGUGUGCAAGAGCUUACAAUAAGCAUGUCUUUGAGAGAAAUCUAGAGAAGAUGAAGACAGUUAAACUUGAUGCAUAUGAGGAAGUGAAAAGGAGCGUGAAGUCAAACUGGUCUAGGGCAUUUUUCAGUGACGUUACAAAGUCUCCAGCUGUUGAAAACAAUAUUAGCGAGUCUUACAAUGCUAUCUUGAAAGAAGCUCGUCGAAAACCAAUCAUUGCAUUGCUUGAAGACAUUAGGAGGCAUAUUAUGUCAAGCAACAAUGUGAAGAUCAACGAGAUGAAUAAUUUUAAGGGAUUGAUCACACCAAAAGCAUUAGCUAUAAUAGAGAAGCGCAAGAGGAGCCUGAAAUGGUGUCAUCCAUAUUCAAAUGGCAGAGGCAUUUAUGAGGUUGAUCAUGGAAGAAACAAGUAUGUUGUUGGAGUUAGAGACAAGAUUUGCUGCACUUGUCGGGCCUAUGACGUAAGUGGCAUUCCUUGCUGCCACAUCAUGUCUGCAAUGUAUGCUGAAUAUAAAGACACAAGAUUACCUGAGACUGUUGUUUCAGACUGGUAUACUGUUGAGAAGUGGAAGCUCUGCUACAACUCCCUUCUUUUUCCUGUCAAUGGGAUGGAGUUAUGGGAUAAACAUUCUGAUGUUAUUGUCAUGCCUCCUCCAGACAGAAUAAUGCCAGGUAGACCUAAAAAUAAUGACAGAAUCCGUGAUCCAAGUGAAAGAACAGGUUGUGAACCAAGUCAAACUCAAGAUGAGCCAACAGAAACACCUUCAGAAAAAAUUGUUGUGAAAUGUUCUAACUGCGGAGAAUCUGGACACAACAAAAGAACGUGCAAGCAACCACCGGUCAAUCCCCCCAAUCCACCCAAACCAUCUUCAGAAUUUCCUUCCUUUCAUGCCAACAUUGUAAUGACAUGUAGUAACUGUCGUCAAACUGGACACAACAAACGCAAUUGUAAGCUACCUCAUGUGCCCAAGCCACCAAAUAUGCGAGCAGGAAGACCAUCUAAGAAACAGAAGACAACCACUCAACUUGGCGAGUCAACCGAAGUAGGAGAAACAACAACUGAAGUUGGAGAACCAACCAUUGAACUUGGCUCGUCUUAG
Molecule: messenger RNA, 2439 nt
Organism: Brassica rapa (field mustard)
Lineage: Eukaryota; Viridiplantae; Streptophyta; Magnoliopsida; Brassicales; Brassicaceae
Biological process (GO): DNA transposition
Molecular function (GO): DNA binding; zinc ion binding; transposase activity
Source: RefSeq, a predicted model, not a curated record